AGUGUUCAAUGCAUCAACAACAUACAACAGCAAAGCUAGCUGCUCUGAAAAUCAAGAAUCCAUCAAGAUGGCACUAUCAAAUUGGUCUCCACAUGAUAUCUCUUCGCUAUGGUCUCACGCCUGUAAUCGACAGAGGCUCCACUGUCCUUCCCAGUGCAAUACAAGUAUUGUUGGGCAUAUGGGUGCUGGCGGUCUUUCAAUCAGCUGGGGUUCAGACUGUCGUUACUGGAAAUGCACUACCACACAGAUUGGUUGCCACUGUGUGACUUGCUACGAAUUAACCAACGUAUGCUGGCUACAAGUGGACGGAAGAUACGGCAUCCAUUGUCUGACUGAAGGUAUGCACUACGAGGUAAAGAUCGUGGUGAAGCUCUUGAGCUGCCUCUGCAUCACCGGACCGAUCACAUGCACCCUUGUCGAUCCUAACGGAUGCAAGCAAGUGUGCAGAAAGAACUGCAUGCAGAUGCCAAGAAACCAGAUCAUCUGCAUCAGUCUUGGCCAGUUCUGUGUGCGCAAGUCUUCUGGCUGUGGGGAAAUCCAGUUCUCAAUGGUUAACACUGAUAGCAACUGGAAGCGUGGGAUUGUUGUGAUUGGGGCUCUCAUUGUGCCCAAAUAUUGAGUCCAGCUGAUGAAUUCUAUGUAUUAUUCAUGAUUUUAUGUUUUUGAUAAAUGGUGGUUGUGAUUUUCUGUGAUUUGUGUUUGUGUCUUGUGAUAAGUUAUGAUUUUGGCCCCGGUUUACUUUGGUACUGGGUGUUCAUGUAAUAAACAUUGAAUUUGUUGGUGUCAAGAAAAUAAAAUUUGCGUUAUGUUUGAAA
Messenger RNA from Daucus carota subsp. sativus, 815 nucleotides. RefSeq names its product lectin. The transcript has 3 exons. NCBI's taxonomy places the organism in Eukaryota, Viridiplantae, Streptophyta, Magnoliopsida, Apiales, Apiaceae. The record is from RefSeq and is a predicted model, not a curated record. Bases 68 to 619 code for a protein of 183 amino acids.